Molecule: messenger RNA, 1388 nt
Organism: Linderina pennispora
Lineage: Eukaryota; Fungi; Kickxellomycota; Kickxellomycetes; Kickxellales; Kickxellaceae
Exons: 3
Coding region: 12-932 (306 amino acids)
Source: RefSeq, a predicted model, not a curated record
UCCACACUCUGAUGGACACAGUCGAGGACUGGUCGUACACGCUGCACCGACCCGCUGGGCAAUAUGGAAAGAGCUGGGAUAAGGACGCAGAGUUGUUGGCAGGGUCUGGCGACGGAGGCACACCAAAAGGGAUACUGCACGUCCGUGUAAUCAAGGGCAAGGCGCUGCCAAAACCCAGCGACACAAAGUCGUUCCAGCAGCAUGCAGUGAUACGUGUUGGGGCGAAGAGGAGAGCCGGCGACGCGCUGCAAGCGGAUACUGCCGACCCUGGAUUCAGUGCCUCAGGGUACUUUAAAGACGACCUAUAUAGCAAUACCCAAGUCGAGAUUUCAGUGUUCAACAAGGGCAAAUCCUGGGACUCUCUUGUGGGCCGUGUGAUAGUGCCGGUGCGCGAGCUGCACGAUGUGCGGACGUUCAAUGGAUGGCUGUGUUUGAGCACGGAUAGUGGGGAUCCAGCAGGGGUUGUCUAUGUUGCGUGUCUGUUCCGUCGGGAGGGCGAUAUUGGUUACGAAGAGCUGGAGAAUGAGUACCUGUUGUGCAAUGGUACAGAUGGGGCAACGGAGACAGGAACCCCACAGCCCCUGGUGGGUUGGAUAGGGAAGCUUGCUGGGAGAUUGUGGCCACUUGGCAACCAAACCAAAAAUAGUAACUCAAGAAGUAUCAACCCACAACCAACAUCUGGAACUGCGGCAUCAGGUACAGGUCUGUUGUCGCCUGAUGCGCGCAGCCUACAGCCACCUACAGCUGGUGCCAGCUCUGGAUCAAAUACUCCAGGACAACUAGAGGAGCAGUCUGUUGAUAGUACUUCCGUCGGGAGAACGUCGUCUAGCCAGUCCCGGGUAGCGCUGGAUUCGGGAUACACCCUUCAAGGCGCGCCGAUUGGAGAAUUUUUUGGCCUCAGCAUGAUGCCGUCCAUGUUUUUAACAUAUUAACGGACUACUUUUUCUGUCUAGCACUCCUUAAAUACCACUGUAGCUGUGUCAAAUCGGCAUUUUUGACGAGAUAUUCACAGCUAAUGUAGGCAGUGUAUAUGGUGGGUGCGAUUGACUUCUACCACUGCUGACUGCCUCCCACCACCGCCAAUUACUACUCGGUCCAAUAUAUCUGCUCCACACUGGAACCUUGCUCAUGCUUCACAAGCCAAUAAACGCUGAUCCGGGAUGUGUGGGAGCUAUAGUCCUUGGAUAUUAGGAAAAGUCGUUGGACUGUCGCCAUUCGGUGCUGGGUGGAGGAUGAUCAUGCUGUUCUUCGUAGGAUCAUAUCGGUGGCGAUAAUAGUACAUGUGGCUGUACCUUUAUUUUGCUCGGCGCGCAGGUUGGAAAGCAUUUUUGGCGUGUGCUCAGAUUAUAGACCAGAGUCAUUGGAAUAAACGAAUUAGAUCCUGUGGA